AUGGUUUCUAUUACUACCGUCAUUUCUGCGCUUUGCCUCGCCAUCACCACUUCCGCUGCUCCCACCGAACCAGAGACUCGAGCAGCUGCCCUCUUCACCGGCUCCAUGACCUACUACGAAGUUGGCCUCGGCGCCUGUGGACAAACCAACAGCGACUCCGAGCUCGUCGUCGCCGUGUCUCACUCCCUUUAUGACCGCGAGCACCCCUGCGGCCGCAACAUCCGCAUCCACUACGAGGGCAGGUCUGUGGACGUCAAGGUUGUCGACCGCUGCACCGGCUGUGCUGAAGAUGACCUUGACCUCUCUCCUACGGCCUUCCAACAAGUUAUUGGACCACUCAGCAUUGGCCGCGCCACUGCCACCUGGGAGUGGAUUUGA
This is a messenger RNA of Trichoderma atroviride IMI 206040, 378 nucleotides long. RefSeq lists its product as uncharacterized. NCBI's taxonomy places the organism in Eukaryota, Fungi, Ascomycota, Sordariomycetes, Hypocreales, Hypocreaceae. The record is from RefSeq and is a predicted model, not a curated record.